UAGCCCUCGAACGGAGCCGAGGCAAGGCGGGAAAACUUCGCGCGGGGGCUCCCAACUGACACACCAGCCGAGCCUGAAACUGACAGCCAGCCUCUCUCAGGGUUUAAAUGGGCUGAGCCUGAGGAGAAAAGCGCCCCGAGUUCACUGAAAGCGCACCCGCGGCGCAAAGGCUUCCGAAGGCUGCUGUGGGGAGGGGGGUUGCUCCCUGAAGGACCCGAGUGGCGGGUCUGGUUCGCCUGAGGGGGGAUUCAUCCCGCAGGCGAAGAAGGGAAGAGCAGAAAUUUGCCCUUCUGGGGCGGACAGCGCGCGCCAGGCGACAGACUUCGCGGGAGGGGGACCGACUCUUCCAAGUGGGGCUCUCCCGCUCGCCGCCAGCAGGGGCGGACGCCGCCCACCCCCUUUCCCGGUGCCUCUGCAGACAGGCCGGGCAUCUACACCACCAGCGCCUGAUUUCUCCCCAGGCGCCAGCCUAGCGGUUCUCUCUCUCUCUCCUGUGUAUCUCUUCUCCCCCCCCCUCCCCAACAACAACCCGAGGGCUGCCCGGCCACAUCUCUUGGGGCGCGUCCGGCGCGCUCGGAGGUGGGAGGGGGUCGAGAAGUCCGCGGCAGCCCCCGCGGGCGUGCGGCCGCUUUUCGCAAGGCGGGCGAAGACCCCAUGCGAGCGCCGGGCUGCGAGCGCAGCAGCAGCGACCCCUGCAGCCCGCCCCGUCGCCGUCGGACGAGCGUCCUCCUCAGUCGUCCUUCUCCGCCGCCUCGGAAACCUCCUCCCAUCCCGAAGUGGCUCCGCCGUGGUGGUGGCGGUGGCGCGGCGGCGGCGGCGGCGCUGCCUGCGACGACGCUUCCUCUCCUGCUGGCCCGGACGAUCCCGAGAGCGGCGCUGCUGGCGCGGGAACUCCUGCUCUCGGCUCCUUAGCGGCCGGGCAGGCGGCGGUGGCUGCUGCUGCUGCUACUAUUCCUUCUUCUCCUCCUCCUGCUGCUGCUGCUCAGUUGCCGCCGCCGCCACCGCCGGAGCCGCGGAGCCCUAAAGCCGUCCUCUGCAGGAGGAUGGUGCGUCUAGCGGCCGAGCUGCUGCUGCUGCUGGGGCUCCUCCUGCUUACCUUGCACAUCACGGUGCUGCGAAGCAGCGAUCCCGAAGCGCCGCCGGGCAACCACAGCCAGCGUCAGCAGGAAAUCCUCCACACAGAGAGCCUUUCAUCUCUUGAAAGCAGCUUCACAUUAGACCCAGAAGAUCAACAGAAUUACCCUGGUCACCAGGCAGCACACAGGUCAUUGGCCAAGCAGCGAUUCAGGCAGCAGAAUGGGCAUACAUCCUUGCAAGAUGGACCCAGAUCUUUCCUUUUCGAUCUUCCAAAUUUUCCUGACUUCUCAAAGGCAGAUAUCAAUGGGCAAAACCCUAACAUCCAGGUGACUAUAGAGGUUGUUGAUGGAACAGAGUCUGAAUCGGAGAAAGGUCUUCAAAGAGAAAGUAGCAAAACCAGCUGGCCUGUCCUGUCCCCAAACUGGAGAAACUGGUGGCAAAGAUCCGCACCUUCUAUCACUCGCAUGAGUAGUGGUGACCAGGAUUACAAAUACGAUAGCACGACUGAAGACAGCAACUUCCUAAAUCCUUUGAAUGGCGGGUGGGAGAGGCAUCCAUCAAGUCAUCGAAUGUUUGAAUCAAAGGAGCAGCCCGAAUAUGAUUACAUAGAGGGAGAAGGAGACUGGAGCCUGUGGUCAGUUUGUAGUACAACCUGUGGAAGUGGCAAUCAGAAACGCACCAGGACCUGUGGAUAUGCCUGCACAGCCACUGAAUCAAGGACAUGUGACCGACCAAACUGCCCAGGUCUCGAGGACACAUUCAGAACAGCAGCCACAGAAAUGAGCUUACUCGCAGGAAGCGAAGAAUUCAAUGCCACAAAGCUCUUUGAAGUUGCUACAGAUAGCUGUGAGAGGUGGAUGAGUUGCAAGAGUGAAUUCUUAAAGAAGUACAUGCACAAAGUAGUCAAUGAUCUUCCUGCUUGUCCUUGCACGUACCCCACUGAAGUAGCUUAUAGCACUGCAGAGAUCUACGACCGUCUGAAAAGGAAGAACUUUCGCUGGAAAGAUGCAAGUGGGCCAAAAGAAAAACUGGAUAUCUAUAAGCCCAGUGCCCGCUACUGCAUCCGCUCCAUGCUGUCCUUGCAGAGUACCACCUUGGCAGCACAGCACUGCUGCUAUGAUGACAGCAUGCAGCUGAUUACCCGAGGGAAAGGGGCUGGCACCCCCAACCUCAUCAGCAUUGAAUUCUCUGCAGAACUUCAUUACAAGGUGGAUGUUUUGCCUUGGAUCAUUUGCAAAGGGGACUGGAGUAGGUACAAUGAAGCCCGGCCACCUAACAAUGGUCAGAAAUGUACAGAAAAUCCUUCGGAGGAGGACUAUUACAAACAAUUUCAGGAAGCAAGAGAGUACUGAAGACGAGUGUGGGAGGAGCUGAUUUAUUUGAAAAUUUCAAAAAGAUGGGUGGUGGCGAGAAGGACACUCCAGUGAACGAACCUUUGAAAAUGGGAUUUAUCUCCCCACUCACUGUACAUAGUUGUACAAAAUAUACAAUUUUUCUAAAAUAUUUUAUUUAUGUUUGCAUGUAGAUACAGCAUAUAGUCCCCUUUGCCUUUGCACACAUGAAAGUGUCUCAACUUUUUCAUAGUGAUACGCAUUCUGCUUCCUUUAAGAUGAGCUUACACUCAUAUAUUACCUGUAGUUAAAAGUGAGUAUCAUUGGAUUUCACAUGAAAAGAAAAUUGCUUCUCAAUGUCUCAGCCGUUCAGAAUAAAUGUUUGCUAUUAGAAAGAUCUACACAUAUUAAAAUUUCCUUUUAGUAUUGAAAUGUGGUUUCUAAGAAUGCAUCUGUGGAUAACAUUUUGGCUCGCUAAGAAAAUAGUGACCAGAUUCAUUGCAGAUGUGAUGAAAGUUAACUUCAAAUCAAAUUGUUCCUUUGCUUUGCAUCAAAAGGCUGAACCUUGUGGCUGACUUUCAGAGAAAUCCUGGGCUGGAGCAUCUUGACAUUGGAGGCUUUGACUAUUGCAAAAUCCUCCCAGCAUCAGCAUGAGAUUAGCAGGACCAAAAUAUGAAAGGAGUAGCUAUUAUUGCUACUGGUAUUAUUAUUGUUGUUCCUAUCUAUUGGAAGCACUAGGAGGAAGACUUCUUUAUAGAGCUGUGUAAUUUUUCUCACAAUUGUAUGAGGACCGAAAGCAUUGUGGACCCUUUGUAUUCUCAGCCCCUACUAGCCUGCUGCCACACACACCCUUAUGAGCCUUUUCCCAUGUGGUUUUCUGACAUCAGAAACAACAGAAAGGUUGGUGGAGUGAUGGAAACAAGGUUCCAGUGUCAAACUCUGACAUUACAAUUCUGUCUCUAAGCCUGGAGGCAAAGAAAAAAGACAAACCCUCCCCACUCUGCUCAGUCCAGUCCAAACAAUUGCAGUUUCCCAUUACUAGACUAGACUAGAAUAGCAGAGUUGGAAGGACCUUGGAGGUCUUCUAGUCCAACCCC
This is a messenger RNA of Thamnophis elegans (Western terrestrial garter snake), 3505 nucleotides long. It is a transcript of the gene ISM1, whose product is annotated as isthmin 1. The record is from RefSeq and is a predicted model, not a curated record. NCBI's taxonomy places the organism in Eukaryota, Metazoa, Chordata, Lepidosauria, Squamata, Natricidae. Gene Ontology annotation, biological process: negative regulation of angiogenesis.